GGCGCAGGCGCGCGUGGGCGGGGCCGCGGCGCCGCUUCCGGCAGCGAUGGCGAUGGCGGCGGCGGGGCUGGGACCCGGCGAGGCCGCCGCGGCCGCUCACGCCCUGUCGCUGCCGGCCGAGGCCUUCGGCAACGAUCCCCGCGUGGAGCUGGCCUGGGCCAUGAAGGCACACCAGCACGCCCAGGUCUACUUCAACCUCAUCUCCUCCGUGGACCCCAAGUUUCUGAACCUCACCAAAGUCGACGACCAGAUCUACAGUGAGUUCAGGAAAACCUUCAGGGAUCUUAAAAUUGAUGUGCUGGAUCCAGAAGAGCUGAAAUCAGAGUCUGCCAAGGAGAAGUGGCGCCCAUUCUGCCUGCGGUUCGAGGGGGUGGUGGAGGACUUCAACUACGGCACCCUGCUCCGCCUGGACUGCCGCAAGGACUACACCGAGGAGAACACCAUCUUCGCCACCAGAAUCCAGUUUUUUGCCAUCGAAAUCGCUCGGAACAGAGAGGGCUGCAACAGCGUCGUCUACAGCAGUGCCAGGGAGCCGGCAGCCACUGCGGCAGAGGAAACGGCGUCGGGGUGAGGAUGAGACAAGUUCACCCUGUGCCAAGGCUGUACCUGCCUUCCCUGCGCCUCCAGUUCAGGCUAUUUGCAGACUGUAAAUAAAUGUUUAAAAAAAAAAAAAUA
Messenger RNA from Grus americana (Whooping crane), 675 nucleotides. RefSeq names its product polysaccharide biosynthesis domain containing 1 (gene PBDC1). Lineage: Eukaryota; Metazoa; Chordata; Aves; Gruiformes; Gruidae. The record is from RefSeq and is a predicted model, not a curated record. Bases 47 to 571 code for a protein of 174 amino acids. The transcript has 6 exons. Gene Ontology annotation, cellular component: cytoplasm.